UUCAAGAAAUUGGUUAAAAGUAAUUUUUCUUCGCACACAUGUUUGAUACAACGCACCAAAAUAGCUGCAGGAAAUGACUCAACCAUCCCGCAUUCCAUCACACUUGAACAAUCUCAAACAAAGACAAUGCAAGCGCGCUGAUUGGUCAAAAGGUCACGACUCAAGCAUAUUAUUACGUAUUCAGAAUUGUAGUGUUUUAUUCCCUCGGGAGCACCGUUGAAGUAAAGCUCUGUCCCUUUGGGAGUUGAAUUCGCUCAUUCUGACUGGAUCUCGCGUUCUCCAGGAACAAAGACCUUAGGUUACUUUAUUGAAGAUGAACGUCGGAGUUUAAACAAACGUAAAACAGUUCGAGCGGCGCGAAAACUGUCUUGGACGUAGUCACUGACGAUACGACUAACAAAACUCUAAUACAGAAGCGCGCUGAUAAUCACUGCAAGAGGUUUACAUUUGGCGCAAUUUACGAGUCUCAGAAAUGCAAGAACAACCUGAUAGUACUAUAAAAGACGGAAGAAGAAUAAAUCCUUGGAUUCCACAGCCUGGACUAGAGGAUCAUACAACUCCAGGUCAACCCUCUGUAUUAUCAAGAUGCAGCUUCGAGAAGCAACCUCCAGCAAAUUUACGUAAAAGUAAUUUUUUCCACUUCGUUCUGGCGUUCUUCGACCACAAUUCGCAACCACUGGAGAUAGAACACGCACAGUUUGUUGACUUCAUCGAGCAUACACAGGAGGACAGAAAAAUCAGAAAUGGUGUCCAGUACCGCUUAGGGCUUAUUUGUAAUGGAGCGAUACGUGUGGAACAAGAUAUUUUUAUACGCCUUGUGGAAUGUAACACCAAACAAAUAAUUGCUUACGAGGGCCAAGACAAGAACCCCGAGAUGCGACGGGUUUUGUUAACACACGAAGUAAUGUGCAGCCGUUGUUGUGAUAAAAAAUCCUGUGGCAACAAAAACGAGACUCCUUCCGACCCUGUGAUCGUCGACAGGUAUUACCUGAAGUUCUUCAUGAAGUGCAAUCAGAACUGUCUCAAGAAUGCUGGCAAUCCACGGGACAUGCGGCGAUUUCAGGUUCAUGUUUCUACAUUACUGGACCACCACUCUGGGAUGUUGGCAUGCUCAGAUAAUAUGUUCGUACACAAUAACUCAAAGCAUGGCAGAAGAUCUCGUCAACUCGACUCAGAUGGAUUAUUGUCAUUACCCUGUAUAAAAGCAAUCUGUCCAAAUGAGGGUUGGACGACAGGAGGCACCAAUGUAGUUGUCAUUGGUGACAAUUUCUUUGAUGGUCUACAAGUUGUCUUUGGUUCCCUGAUAGUCUGGAGUGAGCUCAUUACCCCUAAUGCAAUCAGAGUACAAGCCCCUCRCCGCCCAAUUUCAGGUGUGGUUGAUGUAACACUCAUGUACAGAAACAAGCAAUAUUGUAGAGGAGGUGCAGCUGGAAAAUUCUGUUAUACAGCCUUGUGUGAGCCUACGAUUGAUUAUGGAUUCCAAAGACUUGUAAAAGUAAUCCCUCGUCAUCCUGGUGAUCCAGAAAGGAUACCCAAGGAAAUUGUCCUUAAGAGAGCGGCAGAUUUAGUAGAGACCUUCAUACAAUAUCAAAUGCCCCGUACCGCCGCACCGUACUCGGGUACCGUGCUAUCAACCCCCAAAUCCCCUGCAUUGGUCGGAGGCCAACAUUACGUAACUAUGUACCAAGAUGGCAUGUCUAACGGGUACAACCAGAUAGAAAACCAGUUAGUCGCCUACUCGAAUAUAGAGAAUACACACGGCAAUGAAGACAACCAAAAUCCCCACCAACAUCAAAAUACACACCCAAGUAGUCAUCAAGAAGGACCCACCAGCUCACCCCAAACAGACGUCAACAACAACACUGUGGAGAUGCCUUCCAGCUGUUCAAGUAUCCCAACACGAAUCGUUUCAACCGUCUCUAUACCUAAUAUCGGUAAUCAGAACAUUGAACCUCAGCAGCCUAUCCACUCCUCCGAGACUCAGACCUCAAAUAAUGCGGUGGUUUCUAUGACGACCGUUCCAAACAGUUCCAAUGGUUACCAUAGCAAUAUACCUAUAACAGCUCUACAUAACAUGAGCGUUCCUGCAUCACCAGGCUUCUUUACCACCAACGGAACAUUUAUUUCCCAGUCGCCAUCGUUACCGCCAACGCCCAACAGUGUCCCACCGAAUGGUAACCCGGGAAUUUUCACGUUUCCAUCAAAUAUGAUUCAGACCAUCAAGCAGAAGAGUGCUUUUAACCCGGUUUCAAGAGCGCAAAUGAUUUCCGAAGUUCAUAAUAAUGAAAUAUCAAGUAGCCCUAUUAUUGUCCAAGGUGUGGUCUCUUCACAGUAUGGAAGCAACUUCGCCAUACCAUCAACUGCUUAUGUUAAUGCAUCAUCGAAAUCCUAAGACAAGAGAACAACAAAUGUAUUUAACAUGGAUCCAUGUGUUUUAUAUUUUUGCUGCAUCGCAGAGCAAUGGCUACUUCACAUCAAAGGUUGAGAUUUUAUUUUAUUCAAACCAUCUGGACCACAAAUGCCUCAGGCGCAUUCGUACUCGAAUAUAGAAUAUACAUUCUUCCUAGUCAUACAUCUGACAACACGCAUUAUUCAAAUUGAUUUGCGCGCCACGCAUCACCGCAAAGAAGUUUGGAUAAUAAACAGAUCCUCCUGAUUGACUAGGUAAAAUAGUUUUCUAUGGACAAUCUUUUUAUUGAAAAAAGACAAAUUUGCGCGAUCAGAGCAAAACUACACAGCAAGAGAAAACUAAUCUGAAAAUAUUAUAAUUUGCUGAAAUUGAAUAAUUUAUUAUUAUUAUUAUUAUUAUUUAGUGUUGAAUUGGGUGAUAUCGACUGAAGACAGUCAAAAUAAUAUAUAAAAUGUACACAUUCUGCAAAUGGUUGUUAUGGUGUUCAGAGAACGGUAUUUUUUAAUAUGUUGUUGAGUUUUGAUGACGUGUGCAUGUACAAAGGAUGGGAGAAAGAAAGAAUGCAGGAAAGAAAGGAAGGAAGAAAGGAAGCAAGAAAGAAAGAAA
This is a messenger RNA of Actinia tenebrosa (Australian red waratah sea anemone), 3016 nucleotides long. RefSeq names its product transcription factor COE2. Gene Ontology annotation, molecular function: DNA binding. NCBI's taxonomy places the organism in Eukaryota, Metazoa, Cnidaria, Anthozoa, Actiniaria, Actiniidae. Gene Ontology annotation, biological process: regulation of DNA-templated transcription. The record is from RefSeq and is a predicted model, not a curated record.